This is a messenger RNA of Triticum dicoccoides, 832 nucleotides long. RefSeq lists its product as uncharacterized. The record is from RefSeq and is a predicted model, not a curated record. Bases 109 to 573 code for a protein of 154 amino acids. The transcript has a single exon. NCBI's taxonomy places the organism in Eukaryota, Viridiplantae, Streptophyta, Magnoliopsida, Poales, Poaceae.
GCCCCUCCUUCCAUCGCUUCCUUGUUGUGCACUGCUAGCUAUUACCAUAUCUUCUUGACUCAGGAGAUCACACGCUCGGCUUAUUCGUUAGCAGAUUCGGUGAAAUCGAUGUCGUCCGCCGUCUCAUUGCAGUCGACGAUGCGGCCAGCAGCCCCGGGACUUGGGCGCCAGCUGCACGGGUCGCCGCCCUGCCACGGUCCGCUGCUCCGACCGAGGAGGCCGCGGGCGGUGGCGACGGUGUGCUGCGGUGCCUUCCGGCGGGACCACUACGGGGGCGCGCUGGUGGACGAGGGCAUGGCGGUGCUCCGGCGGAGGAUCCGGGAGGCGCGGAUGGCCGAGACCAACUACGAGGCGCCGCCGGGGUGGGCGGCCUGGGAGAAGCGCUACUACCGGGCGUACGUCUCUGAUGUGUCCACGCUCGCCGGCGCUCUGCAGUUGCUGGCCAUGGAUACCAGGCCCGGCGUCGCUGCUGCUGUUGCCGCGCUGGUGCUCGCCGGCGUGCCGGUGUCCGCCGUCUUCGCGCUGCACCUCCUUGGGCAGGCGGCGGGAUCCGUUUUGCACCUUGUUUCUUGAUUGACUAUCAUUCAUUCGCCGGUAGCGUGUGCUAUCUGUGUCUGUAGAUAAUUAGAUACACAGUGCAAUGGAGAUAUGUAAUUCUUUUGGUUUUAGCUGCAGUAUAAACGCAGAGUAAUAUGUAUUUUCUUUUCUUAUUUCACUAGUUUCAACGAGCGAAGGUGAUCCGUCAAUCUUUUCUUCGGUGGCUGCUAUGGUGAUGCCAGUGGUAAAUGACAGAAAUUGGUAUCAAGCUCAGAGAUGUUUUGCUAUCUUUUCA